AUGAUGCGAAACAGUGAAGCAGCUGCAGGAAGGCCACAGUGUGGACAAAGGAUGAUUUUUACAGGCCCAGAUGGAAUUGGAGACUACAAGCCGAGAUCAAAUUAUUUCCCCCCGUACACGGGUGUGGGCAUCUCGUCACCUGAGGCCACAGGUGACUUGAGUUACUUGUGCCGAGCUGCACCACAUGCGCCCCCUCCCAUGCCCAAGCAGAGCCAUGUGGGGGAGGUUGGCUGGGGCUGGCAAUAUAACCAGCUGUUGAACAGUGGCACCCUGCUCAGCAAUAUGCAAAUUAAGAAGACUGAGUUACGGACAGCGUUGGAGGACAGAGUGACUCAAAGGUUUCAGAACAAACAAAAGAACAUGAAAGAGGACUCACAACAAGUCAACAGCAAGUUUCACAGAGGCAGUUAG
This is a messenger RNA of Toxotes jaculatrix (banded archerfish), 411 nucleotides long. RefSeq lists its product as uncharacterized. Bases 1 to 411 code for a protein of 136 amino acids. The record is from RefSeq and is a predicted model, not a curated record. Lineage: Eukaryota; Metazoa; Chordata; Actinopteri; Toxotidae. The transcript is spliced from 4 exons.